AUUUGGCCAGCGUCGCUGUUGGCAACAUCCUGCUCAACUUCUCGCUCAUCCUCUCUUCUCUUCGUCGUCGACGUCCGUAACGAGUUCUACAGCUCGACGUUCAAAGCAUUCUGGUCAUUGGCAAGGUUGAUGGCCGUGCUCGCUCCUCCAGAUUGGCAGCAUAAUACGAUGGAUACAACAACGACUUCAACGACUUCAAGACAACAACGCUCAUCGCCAGCCAAUAACGACCGCGACCAAACUUCCAGCCAACUCCAGAAUCCACAGCACCAGCAGGUACCCUACAGCUUCCAGCAACAACCACAAGGGCAAUGGGCACCCUCCAUAGCAGCUCAGCCGUUCUAUCCUUCCUUUUACCAAAACCACCAGCAGAGUGCAGCAGGAUUUCCUCAGCAAGCUUCCCCGUAUUACGAUCCAGCGUCGAAUCCGCAGCUAGCACAAUGGGCAUAUCAGCAGAUGGUAUUCAAUGCCCAACAGGCUUUUUUACCACCGGGUUCUUCGCGAGGCUCACCAUCCUCGUCGAGCCCCCACGAUUAUUUCACUCAAAAUCAAAUGGGAAUCGGUGUGGGGAGUCAUGGCAUGUUCAGUACAUUUCCGUCCGGCACUCCACCACCUCCCCAACAUCAACAAAAUGGAGGAGGUCAGCAACAACCAUACCCAGGUUUCCAUCCUUAUCGGAGGCCAGUGAGACAAAGUUCCUCAAUGAGCCAAGGGUCUUACACGUUUCCGGAAGGCAGCGGAAGCAAUAACAAUGACUGGCGCCCUCCUUACGCACGCCCAGAAGCCUCUGGUUCAUCAAGCUCAGUAAACUCUACUCACAGUCAACGCCAAAGGACUGAUAGCAAUCAGAGUGGAAGAGGAAGUCAGCAUGGACAUGGAAGUGCUAACGGCAGUAUACGUGGUAGAUCCUCGGGAGGAGGAAAUUCGCCGGUGGGCGGUGGAAGCACUAAUAAACAUCCCCAGUCGUCGUCACAUUCACGGCCUUCAGCGCCUCAACAACAACACUCACAUACGCACGCUCGUUCCAGCAGUCCAGGCAAGAACCUACCACACCCUAACCCCCCACAUCACCGGAACCUUUCCGCUUCCUCGAACACUAGCUCAUCGUCUGUUGUUCGGUCGUCCUCCGCCACUGCAACUCCUUCUUCGCAAUCUCCCCCUACCUCCUCCUCGUCUGCAUCGCCCUCUGGCUCUGCUUCGUCGACUUCCUCCCCAUCGUCGAGCUCAUCAACGACACCUAAUUCUUCUUCCUCGUCGAUAACGACAACUCCCACAUUACCUCGUCCAGUACGACCGUCACCUCUUUCGCAAGGCACCACAUCCUUCCAUGCUACCUCUUCCGCGGAAAAGCGUAUGUCUAGAGAUGAUACCGAUCUAGCUAUGAUGCGUGAUGAGGUUGUUAGUGAUCGCCUUAAAAGCGGUCUUAAAGGACGUUUACGACGUGCUUUGACAUUUGGCACAACUGCGUCAACAGGUAUCAAUGAAGAGAACGAGAUAGUGGAUGAUGACGAUGAGAGCAUCAAGGCUUCGAGAUUUACCAAAUCAAAAUCUCCCUUGACGAGGCCAAGCACUGAUUCGGCACUCUCGCAGGAGUCUGGAAACACUGUCCAAACAUCCUCUACUCCACUCAAUCCCACAACUUCCAAUCUAUCCAGCACCAGCACCCCGUCCCCGUCCCCUGGCCCGCCUCCUGCCCAGAAGAAACGUGGACGCGCCGCGUCUCUUUUCAAUUCAAGACUGAAUGCGAGCACGGAUAACAUCAGUUUGAGCAGUACGGUGUCGAGUGCGAGUGUCAUGAUAAGGAAGCUUGGCAGUAUGGGGAAAUUGGCUCGGAGGAAUUCGUUGGCCGGGAUAACGAGUCUGUUCAAGGAUAAGAAGAAGAAGGAAGAUGUCGUCGCAGAAGAUGAAGACACUGGAUUGAGUUCAUCUGAAACUGAUGAUAAGAAGAAAAAGAAGAAAAAGGAAAAAGAAAAGGAGAAGAAGGGUACGACGGCAAAAGCAACAGUAUCUGAGGCUUCGGUUUCCCAUGUUACUGCUGAACUGGACCGUGGAAGCAACUCUGGGGAAUGGAACGCGGUUGAGCUCGCUGGUCUGAGUCCUGCGGCAAAGUUGGCGAGACAGCAUACCUUGAAGUCGAACGCUGAGGCUGCGGCGAAGGAACGGGAGAGGAUACAAAAGGAGAAGGAGGAGAAGGAACAUGAGGCUACUGCAGCGGCAGCAGCAAAGGCAAAGGCGAACCAAGCGAACGCUAAUGGAGGAGGAGUGCCGGCAUGGGAUAGAGGAACUCACAAUCGGUCACCGGUGAAGGGAGGUGGAAAUGUGCGAGUGAACGAGGACGGGACAAGAGUUGUUGUUGAGGAUGAGGAUGAGGAAGACUGGAGUGAGGAUGGACACGGACGUGGCACACAGCAAACAUAUCAACCUGGAGGACCUGCUGGAUGGGACGACGAUGGUGACGAUGAUGAUUGGGACGGCGAGGAUGAGGAAGACGUUACGAUACGAAUAGGCGUGGACCGAGUCGAUUUGAACAACGCUACCUCAGGGCACGUCGGGGGCGAUUGGGGAGAACCAGAGGAAAUGGAAGUCUGGGCCACGGAUGUGAGACGAAGCGCCGAGAGAACCAGAACGCCUAACAAGGGCAUCCUAAAAUACGCGGUAAACUACGACCAACAUGUCUACCUUGCCGACGCCAUUCAUCCUAAACAACCCACACGAGUCAGAUCAAACAGUUACAAUGCCCAUCCUUCGCAACAGGGUGAGCUAGGACCGCUCGCCAGGAUACCUUCACCUGAUCCCGACCACAUAGACGGCUUACAUCGACAUGGAAGCCAUUCCAGUGGUGGACAUGGUGCGGUUCUGCAACCAGGUUCGACAGUACCUUCACUACCCCCGUUAUCCUUCGAUAGUUCGCCCAUAAAGGCGAACAUGGAUGCACCCCAAAAACCCAUGUUCAGCCAUCCCAACUCAUCUGCUCCUGCACUGUCCCUAUCCACACCAUCGAACCCCCCGACGCUAACCCACCGUUCAGCUACGGCGCCCAGCAAGCGCUUAGCGUUCGCUAAUAAUUUGUCCGUUUAUGAUACAUUCAGCUCGAGUGUGUAUGACAGGAGGAGUGAACCUGCUACUUGGAGUCGACUGACCCCUGCUCUGGCGCAGAGAAUCAAGGAGGAGCUUAACAGCUACAAGAUGGAAGAAAUGGAAGUUCAUGCUGCGAGCAGAAUUCACACACAAUUUUUCGUUUGAUCCCCCCUCAAUCUCAUACCCGUCAAGCCCCGCCGGCGGAGGUUGACCUCUCAUACGGAUUUGCAAUUGCCAUCUGUUGUCCAUCAAUGUUGCUGUAAGAAUCCCCCAGCGUCCAGUGUCGUCGUCCCGGUAGGAAGGAACUGCUGAUUUGAAUGUUUUUCUCCCGCUUACAUCUGUUUCUUUUGAAUUCCCGAAUAUCUUUCUGACGCCUAUACCUCCUACCUAUGUCUGAUACAUACACUAUCAAAGACGGUUUUUGCUCUCCACAAAAAGUUACCCCUAUUCGCAUUCAUAUCAUGUGUCUUCAUGCGUACUGUACAUAACGUUUCCCUCCUUUUUACCGCUUUCUUUCUUCUUUUUCUUCGAGCUGUUUUACCGCGGCUCCCAUAAAAUGUUGUUUUGGGCAACGGCCCCCUCCCUCUUUCCCCCGCUCUUUCCACACAUUAAAUCUAUCAUAAAGUUUUAUUCCUUCAAGUUUUCUCCUGAUUUCUGAAUCUCAACAAGUUUUGACUCCUGCAAAGCUACUCAUGUCACAUAUUCACACUCUUUCGUUGUUCACUCUCAUUCACAUGUCACUAGUUUCAUUUUCGUUUCUCAUGUUCAUACAACACACAGCAUAUCAUUCGUUAACGACAUUGACAUGAACCAAAUAUCGACUCCUCCCCUCCCCUCACUUCGCUCGCUUCUCUCAAGUUUGUACCUAUCUUUGUGGUUGCUGGUUGCUACUGUACACUAGAUCGGAUCAAAACUUGGAAGAUGUUGUGAUAUUC
This is a messenger RNA of Marasmius oreades (fairy-ring Marasmius), 4013 nucleotides long. RefSeq lists its product as uncharacterized. NCBI's taxonomy places the organism in Eukaryota, Fungi, Basidiomycota, Agaricomycetes, Agaricales, Marasmiaceae. Gene Ontology annotation, biological process: actin cytoskeleton organization. The transcript has 5 exons. The record is from RefSeq and is a predicted model, not a curated record. The annotation marks the transcript as partial. Gene Ontology annotation, molecular function: actin binding.